CUCACUCUUUCGCUUGCCGCGGCUGCUGCCAGUGUGUGGCUCUGUCUCUCCUCCGCUUUGCCGAGCCCUCCCUUCUUCCUCUCAGUUCCUAGAGUCCGACCGCCGCCGCCGCCGAGAGAGAGGAGAAGGAGGGGGAGCGCGGCCACAGCAGGUCCUAUCUGGUGGUGAGCGGCUGUCAUGAUCUCGACAGCCCCGCUCUACAGCGGCGUGCACAACUGGACCAGUUCUGACCGGAUUCGCAUGUGUGGCAUCAACGAGGAGAGAAGAGCACCUCUUUCUGAUGAGGAGUCCACGACAGGUGACUGCCAGCGCUUUGGAUCUCAGGAGUUUUGUGUCAGCAGCAGUUUUUCCAAGGUGGAGCUCACGGCAGUUGGAAGCGGCAGCAAUGCCCGGGGGGCAGACCCAGAUGGCAGGACAGCGGAAAAACUUGGGCACAAGUCAGAAGACAAGCCUGACGACCCCCAGCCACAAAUGGACUAUGCUGGGAAUGUGGCCGAGGCCGAGGGCCUGCUGGUGCCGCUGAGUGGCGCCGGGGACGGCCUCGCGCUUUCCGCUGCUGACGGCGCCGCCGAGGCCGGCGACAGCACGGCUGACUGCUCCUGGGCUCCCCUCAGCACCCAAAUGAGCAAGCAGGUGGACUGCUCAGCAGCAGGGGUGAAGGCUCUGGACUCUCGGCAUGGCGUGGGGGAGAAGAAUACUUUCAUUCUGGCCACUCUGGGAACUGGAGUCCCUGUGGAGGGAACCCUGCCUCUGGUGACCACUAACUUCAGUCCGCUGCCAGCACCCAUCUGCCCCCCUGCUCCCAGUUCGGCUGCCGUCCCCCCGUCUGUUCCGGAUCCGUUCCAGGUUCCCCUCUCCGUCCCCACCCCGGUGCCCCACUCUGGGCUAGUUCCCGUCCAGGUUGCCACUUCCGUUCCGGCCCCUUCCCCUCCCUUAGCUCCAGUCCCGGCUCUAGCCCCGGCACCACCAUCGGUGCCCACGCUCAUCUCUGAUUCGAACCCCCUUUCAGUUUCGGCCUCAGUCCUGGUGCCCGUGCCAGCUUCGGCUGCCCCCUCGGGGCCCGUUCCCCUGUCGGCUCCAGCCCCCCCCCCCCUCUCAGUCCCAGUUUCAGCUCCUCCCUUGGCUCUGAUCCAGGCUCCCGUGCCCCCUUCAGCUCCAACCCUAGUCCUCGCGCCUGUCCCCACACCAGUUCUGGCUCCCAUGCCGGCGUCCACGCCUCCAGCGGCUCCCAACCCUCCGUCAGUGCCGAUGCCCACCCCAACUCCGUCCUCCGGCCCGCCCUCCACCCCCACCCUCAUCCCUGCCUUUGCUCCUACACCGGUGCCCGCUCCCACCCCGGCCCCGAUCUUCACUCCAGCCCCCACGCCCAUGCCGGCGGCCGCACCAGCUGCCAUUCCCACCUCUGCGCCCAUGCCAGCCUCCUUCAGUCUGAGUCGAGUAUGUUUUCCUGCAGCUCAGGCACCAGCUAUGCAAAAAGUCCCCCUGUCCUUUCAGCCAGGGACAGUACUGACCCCAAGCCAGCCGCUGGUAUAUAUCCCACCUCCGAGCUGUGGGCAGCCGCUCAGUGUGGCCACACUGCCAACCACCUUGGGGGUCUCCUCCACUCUUACACUGCCUGUCCUGCCUUCCUACCUUCAGGACAGGUGUCUCCCUGGUGUGCUGGCCUCCCCAGAGCUCCGGUCUUACCCAUACGCGUUUUCUGUGGCCCGGCCUCUGACUUCAGAUUCCAAGCUGGUCUCUCUGGAGGUGAACAGACUUCCCUGUGCGUCCCCAUCCGGCAGCACCAGCACCCAGCCUGCGCCCGAUGGGGUCCCCGGGCCUUUGGCAGAUACUUCCCUCUCUACUGCUUCUGCCAAGGUGCUUCCAACCCCACAGCCUUUGCUGCCAGCCCCCAGCGUGAGCUCGGCCCCACCGCACCCUGCCAAGGUGCCAGGUGGUGGCGAGCAGCAAACAGAAGGGACUUCCGUCACCUUCUCUCCCCUCAAGUCUCCUCCACAGCUGGAGCGAGAGAUGGCCUCUCCACCUGAGUGCAGCGAGAUGCCCCUCGACCUCUCCUCCAAGUCCAACCGCCAGAAGCUUCCAUUGCCGAACCAACGCAAGACGCCCCCCAUGCCCGUGUUGACCCCUGUGCACACCAGCAGCAAGGCCCUCCUCUCCACGGUCUUGUCUAGGUCUCAGCGCACAACCCAGGCUGCUGGUAGCAAUGUCACCUCAUGCCUGGGCUCCACUUCCUCGCCCUUCGUCAUCUUUCCCGAGAUCGUGAGGAAUGGAGACCCGAGCACCUGGGUGAAGAACUCAACUGCGCUGAUCAGCACCAUUCCUGGCACCUAUGUGGGAGUGGCCAACCCAGUGCCUGCAUCCCUGCUGCUGAACAAAGACCCUAACCUGGGCAUCAACCGAGACCCCCGCCAUCUCCCCAAGCAGGAGCCCAUCUCCAUCAUCGAUCAAGGAGAGCCUAAGGGCACCGGUGCCCCCUGUGGCAAGAAGGGCAGCCAGGCUGGGACUGAGGGACAGCCAAGCACAGUCAAACGUUACACCCCAGCCCGCAUUGCCCCUGGGCUGCCGGGGUGCCAAACCAAGGAGCUCUCUCUCUGGAAGCCCACGGGGCCGGCAAAUAUUUACCCACGGUGUUCAGUCAAUGGGAAACCCACCAGCACCCAGGUCCUGCCUGUUGGCUGGUCACCAUACCACCAAGCGUCUCUGCUUUCCAUUGGCAUUUCCAGUGCCGGGCAGCUGACCCCCAGUCAGGGGGUGCCCAUCAGGCCCACCAGCGUUGUUUCUGAGUUUUCUGGUGUGCCGUCUCUUGGCCCCAGUGAAGCUGUGCAUGGACUUCCCGAGGGGCAGCCACGGCCUGGGGCCCCCUUUGCUCCAGAGCAGGACACUGGCACAAAGAACAAAAGUUGCCGGAUUGCUGCCAAGCCUUAUGAAGAACAAGUCAACCCUGUCCUCCUGACUCUCAGCCCUCAGACAGGGACCUUGGCGCUGUCUGUCCAGCCUAGCAGUGGGGACAUAAAAGUGAAUCAGGGGUCUGAGGAAUCAGAGAGCCACCUCUGCCCCGACAGCACUCCGAAGAUAGAAGGUCCCCAGGGGGCUUGUGGCCUGAAGCUGGCAGGAGACACGAAGCCUAAAAACCAAGUGCUGGCCACCUACAUGUCCCAUGAGCUGGUCCUGGCCACCCCCCAGAACCUGCACAAGAUGCCCGAGCUGCCUUUGCUACCUCAUGACAACCGCCCCAAGGAACUCAUCUUGGAUGUGGUCCCGAGCAGCAAGAGGGGCUCCAGCACAGAGCUUUCACAGCUUGGAAGCCAGGUGGACCUGGGGCGGGUAAAAAUGGAGAAGGUGGAUGGUGAUGUGGUCUUCAACUUAGCCACCUGCUUCCGGGCCGAUGGCCUCCCAGCAGCUCCCCAGAGGGGCCAAGCUGAAGUUCGGAAUAAGGCCGGGCAGGCCCGAGUGAAACAGGAAAGCGUAGGUGUCUUUGCUUGCAAGAACAAGUGGCAGCCAGACUCGGUGGUGACCGAUGGGGUGACCGAAUCUCUGCCACCCAAGAAGAUGAAGUACAGCAAAGAGAAGGAUGGUGAGGAGCAGCAACCACAAGCCAAGGUCACAGCUCGGAGUUCCCACGGACCCAAGUGCCGGAAGCCGCCUAGUGACCCCCAGGAACCCACCAAGAAAAGCCCCAGGGGGGCUUCAGAUUCAGGAAAAGAGCACAAUGGAGUCAGGGUAAAGCACAAGCACCGGAAGCCAGCAAAGCCGGAUUCCCAGUCUCCAGGAAAGCGAGCCGAUGGCCACGAGGAAGGUUCCUUGGAGAAGAAAGCAAAGAGCAGUUUCCGUGACUUCAUCCCCGUGGUUCUGAGCACGCGGACGCGCAGUCAGUCUGGAAGCAUCUGUAGCUCCUUUGCUGGUAUGGCAGACAGUGACAUGGGAAGCCAGGAAGUCUUCCCCACAGAGGAGGAAGAAGAUGUGACCCCCACCCCGGCUAAGCGUCGCAAGGUGAGAAAGGCCCAACAGGACACCCAGUAUCGCAGCCACCAUGCCCAGGACAAGACUCUGCUGAGCCAGGGCCGCCGGCACCUGUGGCGAGCCCGAGAAAUGCCCUGGAGGACUGAUGCUGCCCGGCAAAUGUGGGACACCAACGAGGAGGAGGAGGAAGAUGAGGAGGAGGGCCUGGUGAAGAGGAAGAAGCGGAGACGACAGAAGAGCCGAAAAUAUCAGACUGGGGAGUACCUGACGGAGCAAGAAGAAGAGCAGCGGCGGAAAGGGAGAGCAGAUUUAAAGGCCCGUAAGCAGAAGACUUCCUCCCAAAGUUCGGAGCACCGCCUCAGGAACAGGAACCUCCUCUUGCCCAACAAAGCCCAGGGGAUCUCGGAUUCACCAAACGGUUUCCUCCCAAAUAACCUGGAGGAGCCAGCCUGCCUUGAAAAUUCAGAAAAGCCAUCAGGAAAACGAAAGUGCAAGACCAAGCACAUGGCAAAUGUCUCAGAAGAGGCCAAGGGCAAAGGUCGUUGGAGCCAGCAGAAGACACGAUCUCCCAAAUCUCCCACCCCAGUGAAACCCACGGAACCAUGCACACCCUCUAAGUCCCGAAGUGCCGGCCCAGAGGAGGCCUCCGAGUCACCUACAGCCCGGCAGAUCCCCCCAGAGGCACGUCGGCUCAUAGUGAACAAAAACGCGGGCGAGACCCUCCUGCAGCGGGCGGCGCGUCUUGGCUAUAAGGACGUUGUUCUCUACUGCCUCCAGAAGGACAGCGAAGACGUGAAUCACCGUGACAACGCUGGCUACACAGCCCUGCAUGAGGCCUGCUCCAGGGGCUGGACUGACAUCCUGAACAUCCUGCUGGAGCACGGGGCCAAUGUGAACUGCAGCGCGCAGGAUGGCACGAGGCCAGUUCAUGACGCGGUGGUCAAUGACAACCUGGAGACCAUCUGGCUCCUGCUGUCCUAUGGGGCUGACCCAACACUGGCCACCUACUCGGGACAGACAGCCAUGAAGCUGGCCAGCAGUGACACCAUGAAGCGCUUUCUCAGCGAUCACCUCUCGGAUCUUCAGGGCCGGGCAGAGGGUGACCCUGGCGUGUCCUGGGACUUUUACAGCAGUUCUGUGUUGGAGGAAAAAGAUGGCUUUGCCUGUGACCUUCUGCAUAAUCCUCCCGGGAACUCUGAUCAAGAAGGAGAUGAUGUGGAAGAGGAUGAUUUUAUGUUUGAGCUCUCAGACAAGCCUCUUCUCCCUUGCUACAACCUCCAAGUGUCAGUGUCCCGAGGGCCCUGCAACUGGUUCCUCUUUACCGACGUCCUGAAGAGGCUGAAGCUUUCCUCCAGGAUCUUUCAGGCUCGGUUCCCGCACUUUGAAAUUGCCACCUUGCCCAAGGCCGAGUUCUACCGGCAGGUGGCCUCCAGUCAGCUUCUGACCCCAGCCGAGAGGCCCGGAGGCAUGGACGACAGAUCGGCCCCAGGCUCCUCUGAGACUGUGGAGCUGGUGCGGUACGAGCCCGAGCUCCUUCGGCUCCUGGGGUCUGAGGUGGAGUUCCAGCCUUGGAACAGUUGACCAGGCCAAGGGCCGCUCCCUUUUCUUCUUUCUCCUCCCCCCCCCCCCGGGCCUUCCCCCCCCCCCCGAGCACCAGACUGCAGAAUGAGGCAAUAAUACGGACCAACAAGAAGCCGCCUUAUCAAUGCCAGCAUUAGUGACUGGAUUUUUUUUUUUCCGGUUAUGAUUAGUUCUCAUCUCCCUGUCAUCGUCUUUGUUGUUGUGGUUGGUGAUGGGAGUGGAAAGUUGAACUCCACAUCUGAGGACAAGAGGUCCCGGGGAUGGUGGGAGGUGGCGCCAGGGUCCAUUGGACUGGCUUCCUUUGUGUGUGACCAAGACCACACCUGGGCGCUGGGGUGGCCUCGGCCUGUCCGGAGGAGAAAUGAGAAAAGCCCAAAUCUCUGAGCGACCCCUCCGUUCCCCUGUGUUCUUCUGUCUUCCAUAGUAUUUAUUUUAUUAGUAUUUAAUUUGUAUUGUUUCAUUGGUUUCUGAUAAGUCUGUAUCACUGUGACGAUUUGAGACAACUUGUUGUAUUGAGGGACUUUCUUCACCUCCUUUCUUUGUCUUUCUUGAUCAGCUCUGGAGCUGCCCCCUCCCUCUGACAAAGUGACUCCCAGGUUUGUUUUCACCCCACUGGGGAGGGGGCAAGAGG
Callorhinus ursinus (northern fur seal) is the source of this 6172-nucleotide messenger RNA. NCBI's taxonomy places the organism in Eukaryota, Metazoa, Chordata, Mammalia, Carnivora, Otariidae. The record is from RefSeq and is a predicted model, not a curated record.